Anguilla anguilla (European eel) is the source of this 1122-nucleotide messenger RNA. RefSeq names its product zinc-binding protein A33-like. Lineage: Eukaryota; Metazoa; Chordata; Actinopteri; Anguilliformes; Anguillidae. Gene Ontology annotation, molecular function: protein binding. The record is from RefSeq and is a predicted model, not a curated record. Bases 1 to 1122 code for a protein of 373 amino acids. The transcript is spliced from 6 exons.
AUGGUACCGGAAAUUAAGUGUCUAAAAGCCCCCAAAGAGGAACUCUUCACCGCACUGGACCCCAUUAAGGAGAAGCUAAGAACAUUCACUAGAGCUAAACAAGCAUGCAUGAAGACAGCACAGCACAUCAAUAGUCAGGCCCAGCACACAGAGAGGCAGAUAAAGGCAGAGUUUGAGAAGCUCCACCAGUUCCUGCGAGAGGAAGAGGAGGUCAGACUAGCCGCUCUGAGGGAGGAAGAGGAGCAGAAGAGUCGGAUCAUGGAGGAGAAGAUAGAAAACAUCGCAAGAAAUAUCUCCAGCCUUUCAGACAAAAUCACAGCUAUAGAGAAGGCCAUAGAAAGUGAAGACAUCUCAUUCUUAAAGAUCUAUAAGGAUACCAAGAGAAGCUGUUUAGCUGCAUUCAAAAUCCAAAGUCUGCUGACUCCUGCUUGUCGCUACAGAGCCCAAUGCACACUGCAGGAUCCAGAGCUGCUCUCAGGGGCACUGAUAGAUGUGGCCAAACACCUGGGCAACCUGAAGUUCAGAGUCUGGGAGAAGAUGCUGGGGGUGGUGCAGUACACUCCAGUGACUCUGGACCCCAACACUGUACAUCCCUGUCUCUCUCUGAGCGAUGACCUGACCAGAGUGAGAAAUACUGAAGAUAAACGCCCACUCCCCGACAACCCAGAGAGGUUCGACUUCGGUGUGGCCGUACUGGGUUCCGAGGGCUACACCUCAGGGAAGCACAGCUGGGAGGUGGAGGUGGGGAACAAACCCUCCUGGAGUUUGGGCGUGGCGAGGAAGUCCGUCGACAGGAAGGGGCAGAUAAGAGCAAUCCCAGAAAAGGGCUUCUGGGUUCUUUCCCAGAGGAACUGGGACCUGUACGGAGCGUGCUCCUCAGAGAAAAAGUGCAUCAAACUGAGGAGGAAGCCCCAGAGGAUCAGAGUGCAGCUGGACUAUGACAGGGGGGUGGUGUCCUUCUUUGACCCCAGUGACAUGACACAGAUCUACACCUGCAAAGGUACAUUUAGAGAGAGAAUGUUUCCCUUUCUGUCCCCUUAUAUCAGUGAAGAUGGCAGUAACCCUGGGGCUCUGACAGUAUGCCCUGGGAGCGUGUCGAUAAUAGCGAUCCCAUUCCAGUGA